AAAAUGAGGAAGGCGUAUCGGAGUCGAUUUAACUGUUUGUCUGUAACUCGGACGGACGAGUGCUCCCAAGUUCUAAAACUUAGCUGUAACGGAGAUAUCGGACGAUGAGGACGACGAAGAAGAUCAACGCCUCGAACUACGCCUCUCUGAAAUUUUUGGGAGGCAGGAGGAGGGGAUCCACCAUUUUCUUCCAACUGGGAUAUCCAUGGAAAUGCCAAGAAGGAGACAUGUGAUUUGGGUUAAAGCCAUGCUCACUGAAUCACCCUUUCUUCAGCCAGGAAACUGGUGUCCAAUGGAGGCGGUGUAGGGGACCUUAUCAGUUCAAUCACUGCGCCCACUUGAAAGGGUGAUUGUGGUUGGAAAGUCUGCAACUGGAGAAAAUGACUAUCUCCUUAAAUAAGAAGCUAAAUCCGUCCAAACUCCAAACCAUUUGAAAACUUUGGAUUUGUUUGAAGAGAUUAUCAUGACUGAGCUCUCAAACACAUUCAAUGUGUUUUGUCCUCCAGUGCUGAUUUGUGGACCCGAAACAUCCAGAGAUCGUCUAUCUGUACACAGGGAAUAUAGGUGUUUAAUCCCUUUCAUCUCUUUGUAUACUGGGAAUUAAUACACUAUGGAAUUCACGCCUAUAUCUAACUUAGUGUUGGGUCUACGAGGCAUUAAGGUGAGAGCAAGAGUGGCUCUACUUUGGAAUUCAACCAAUCCACUUUUGGAGGAUGAAUUGGUCAGUGUUGAUUUCCUGCUGGGGGACGAGGAGGGCAUCACUAUUCAUGGUAGCAUGAGAAAGGAGGAUGCCACUCGAAUCAUGGAGGUGUUAAGAAGAGGGGUCACCGUGAAGUUUUUGAAGACUCCACGUGUUUUCUCACAUCUGAACUCAGCUCUAUUUGUGUUUCAAGUUCUUUUGGGUGAGAAUAGGAACAGCUGCACAAACUGCAGCCUUACUUGUAAGCUAAAUGAUGGGAGUGCAGCAGAUUGUGGGGCUAGGAAGAUUUUGUAUACUGGAUUGCAGGAUGGAAAUCAUACAUUUGAGGUCUGCACCAAUGGGUCUCAAGGAGUUGGCUGUGCUAGCUAUAACUGGACUAUUGAUACAAUACCUCCUACUGCUCAUGUAACUUCCUUGACACCUAUUACAAGUGCCCUUAAUGUUUCUGUAGAUAUUUCUUUCACCGAACCCUGUAUUGGUGAUGGAGGUUUCAGAUGCUCGUCUGUAAAUGCCUGUAACCUGCUGGUCUAUGGUGCUGGCCAUGUUAUACCAUCUUCCCUCAUCAUUCUGCAGCCAAACCUUAAGUACUCUCUUCUAGUAGGUUUAUCAUCCAGUGUUCUGUAUGGCCGAGUGAUAUUAGUAACAGAAAAACUUUUUUGCACUGAUAUUGCGGGAAACAGAUUUACGAGGACAGCAAAUUCAAGUUUCUUUGUGCAUUUUGAUAGAAGAAAUGUUUAUGUCAAGUUGAGGACUUACAUUCCUGAAAAGCUACUUCAACUUAACCAUGAAUUUAGGACAGUACUGGCAACUCAUGAUUAUGAUAACCUAAAGGUGUAUUUGUACUUCUCAAAACCUGUUUUGAAUUCAUCCGAAGAGAUUCUAAAUUCUCUGAACUCAAGUCAGGGUGCAUUUCUUCCUAUUCGUGGGGAAGACCUUUUGAAACGCAGAUUUGGCUUUCAGGUCACAAGUAUUUCUACCAUUGCGGUAGUUACAAUAUGCCUUGACACAAGUUCUAUAGUAAGCAGACAAGGAACACCAGUUUCUCCCAUUGCACCAGUUACUUUCCUUUUUGAUUCUGAUAGGCCUGCUGUCAGAUUGAGUACAACAUCUAGCUCAAGGACUAAAGAACAUAUUAUUCCAAUAUGGAUCAAGUUCAUGAAACCUGUAUUUGGCUUCAAUUCCUCUUUCAUAUCAAUCUCUGGAGGACAUCUACAGAGCUUUAGUGAGAUAAGCAGAAGCACAUAUAUUGUAGAGAUAGAGCACGUUGAUGACCUUGUAUCUGUCAAGGUUCCUGAAAAUGUAGCUGCAGAUGUUGCUGGAAACAAAAAUCUAGCAUCUAAUGUUCUCCAAGUGAGGCACUAUUCUGUACCUAUUAUCUCUUCCAUCAUUUCUACCUUUGCAACUGUUUCUUUUGUGGCUACAUCUUUUACUGCUGGGCUACUGACUGUUUCAACUGCGAGCCUUCAAUCUGUGGGGGCAUUUUCAAGAUCAUCUCGUCGUUUGACAUCUGAUCCUGCGAGAAUACUAUUUCGGAGCGCUUGCCACAUUCAGGUUUUUGCUUUAUCCAGAUGGUUGGCAGUGACUUUGCCAAUUGAUUAUUAUGAAUUUGUAAGAGGUUUGGAGUGGAGUAUUCCUUACUUUAGUCUACCAUGGGAAUCUGAGAAUAACCUGCCAGUCAUGAUAGACUCAAGUUCUUCAGGUUUUGAUUCCAAUGUUUCAAAGGUACAAGAUUUAGGAACUCUAAAAGACAAGAAUUUGCGUACAUAUGCUUCAGUGUAUGGAUUGCCGCUUACUCCUAUGGAAUAUAGAUCUUUUUUUGAGAGCCAAAACUUUAGACCAGAAGCAGAGUACAUUUUGGAUCUGGAGCAUUCAAACGGGUGGAGGCAUUUCAUGAGAAGCAUGUUAUGGCUAGCUGUAAUUGGUGGCAGUUUGAUGCUCGUGCAUGCUUUACUUCUUUUAAUUCUGAAAUUCAAAAAGAUAACAUCUGCAAAGCGGAAAGGUUAUGGAGCACUCACAUUCCCAAGAUUUGAGAUCUUUCUCAUAAUUCUUUCUCUUCCUUGUACUUGUAUGGCCUCCACUGCUAUAAUUCGAGGAGGAACACUGUUAGGGGUCAUUGUCGGGAUUCUGCUGUUGGGUGCUGUAUUCUUGAUAUUGCUGGCCUUGCUUUUGUUCCUCUCCUUUGGUAUUACACUUGGGAAGCUUCUCCGAUACAAGGAAGUGCAUCAGGAGGGAGAGAUAGUUCACUGGUAUCAAGAAAUUGUCCGAGUAACUUUGGGUCCUGGUAAAAGAGGCCAGUGGGCAUGGAAAAAACGAACCAACUCUAUUUAUCUAGUUAUGUUAGGCCCUCUGUUUGAAGAUCUAAGAGGCCCCCCUAUGUACAUCCUCACACGGAUUUCUAGUGGAAAUUCCAGAUACCAAAGUGAUCGUAUUUUUGCCUCUGAUGAUGAAAACGAAGAUACAGAAGCACCUUUUAUUCAGAAGCUAUUUGGAAUACUUAGAAUAUACUACGCACUGCUUGAGCUGGUGAAACGAGUUUCUCUGGGCAUCAUGGCUGGUGCCUUCCUAAAUAGGUCUUCUAAGGUUCCAACACUUACCUUAUUAUGCAUUUCCUCUUUUCAGCUCUUCUUUCUCGUUCUGAAGAAGCCGUUUAUCAAGAAAAAAGUUCAAAUGGUUGAGAUAAUCUCCGUUUCAUGUGAAGUAGGCUUAUUUGCUACUUGUUUUGUUCUCCUGAAGAUCGAGAUUUCAGUCCAAGAUGAGACCAGAUUGGGAAUAUUUAUGAUUAUACUCUUCCUACUUGGAUUUGUUUCGCAAUUGAUUAAUGAAUGGUAUGCUUUGUAUAGGCAGACAGUGCAGUUGGACCCUGCUCAGAAGUCUUUUUUGGCUGGCUUGAAACUGUCUUCAAUUGGAUUUCUCCUGUUUUUCAUUCCACAAAAACUGAUCGAAAGCCUUGAAAGCAAAUUCCCCGCGAAUAGAGAUGGAGGAGCUGCAAAUGCCAGUUCUCCUGCAUCAAGGAACAGGAGCUCUGGCAGUGGGAGUUCCGGGUCAACUGAUAAACCGUGGAUGAAGCGACUAAGAGAACUGGCUGGUUUUUCUCCAGACGGGAAUGGAAGUCCGAAUGAUCCUUCGAGCAGUCGUGCUAGAUGGAGUGGGUUAUGGUCUGCAAAAAGGAGUGGGAGCUCUUCUGUUAAAACUUCUUCAGAUUUCAAGCCAAAAUCCAAAGCCUUGGACAAAGAUUUGGAAGCCAUUUUUGCAUCCAAGUGAGAUCCUUGAACACAUCUAUAUGGUAUUAAUCCAUAUACAAAAAUAGUUUCUUGUACAAUGUUCCACAUAUAAUGCAUUUAACCACCUGAUUGACCAUGCACUUCUGCUAUAA
Tripterygium wilfordii is the source of this 4073-nucleotide messenger RNA. RefSeq lists its product as uncharacterized. The record is from RefSeq and is a predicted model, not a curated record. The transcript is spliced from 18 exons. Bases 611 to 3961 code for a protein of 1116 amino acids. NCBI's taxonomy places the organism in Eukaryota, Viridiplantae, Streptophyta, Magnoliopsida, Celastrales, Celastraceae.